Helianthus annuus (common sunflower) is the source of this 1794-nucleotide messenger RNA. RefSeq lists its product as uncharacterized. The transcript is spliced from 2 exons. Gene Ontology annotation, molecular function: zinc ion binding; nucleic acid binding. The coding region runs from base 1 to 1794 and encodes 597 amino acids. The record is from RefSeq and is a predicted model, not a curated record. Lineage: Eukaryota; Viridiplantae; Streptophyta; Magnoliopsida; Asterales; Asteraceae.
AUGACGGAAAGAGGUGACAAUGAUCCGGUGCCGACAGUCACCGAACAAAUGAAAGAGGUAAUUGCCGAAGAAGUGGGGAAGGCAAUUGAGGGUAGUCUAUCCGGUUUCAUUGACAAAAUUCAAAAUACAGUGCUAUCGUUAGUUGAAGAACGAGUUAAAAGGUUGGAAGAUAAUGUCAACCUUAUGAAAGAAAAAUCCGGAGAACGUAAGGGUUGUUCAUACAAGGAGUUUAUGGUGUGUAAACCGCCAAUUUACAACGGGGAGGUUGACCCGAUAAUAUGCCAAAGAUGGCUAAGUGAUGUUGAAGGGGUAUUUGAGAGGACCCACUGUGACGUGAGCGAUUUUGUGGCUUACGGAAUAGGUCAGUUGAGGGGUCAAGCCAAAGACCGGUGGGAUAACAAAAAGAAAGAGAUUGGAGCCGAAGCGGCAAGGGCCAUGACAUGGGACGAAUUGAAAGUACCAUUCCUUAAACAUCACAGUCCCAAGGCUGUCAUCAACAGAAUUAAGGAAGAGUUCAUACAGUUGAGGCAAAGGGGUGAAACAAUUUAUAAAAUCACGGGCAUUUUCAUGGAUAAGUUGAGAUUCUGUGACGAGUUAGUGACUACUGAGGAGCAGAAGAUAUAUUAUUAUUACAAUAUGUUGAGCGCUGAAUAUAAGGAGUUUAUGACUCCCUCGAAGUACGAAACCCUCACGGAAAUUAAUAACACCGCCCGAGAGCGGGAGAUUAAAUUGAAGAAACAGAUAGAGAGGGGCGAACGAAGGGCGCAGUAUGUGAAUCCAAGCCCUGCAAAGAAGGUGAAAACAUCAGAAUCGAUGCGAAAGACGGAUGUGAAAGGUGGGUCGCCAAGUUGUAAAGUUUGUGGGAAGGGGCACAAGGGCGAGUGCCGCUUCAAGGACAAACCUUGUCCCAUAUGUGGGAAGACGGGGCACACGGCAUCACUAUGCCCGGGUAAAGUUUCCGUUUGCUAUAAGUGCUAUCUGCCGGGUCACAAAAAGUCUGAAUGCCCGGAGUUGGUCGGGAAAAAGAACGCGAAGGAUGUUCAAGUGGAGACCCAAAAGGCAAAGGCUAGGUCCUUCCAAUUAACUGCGACUGAAGCAAAGACAGAACCCGAUGUGGUUUCAGGUAUAUUCGCAAUAAACUCGAUCCCUGCACAUGUAUUAUUUGAUACGGGUGUGAAUAAGUCCUUUAUUUCACAUGGAUUUAUUCGACAUCCUUCAUUUGUCUUGACAAAAUUAUAUGUGCCCCUAGAAGUUGAAAUAGGAGAUAAUAAGAGUUUCAUAGUGUGUGACGUUUGUCAAGGCUGUAAAUUGAGUAUCGACGAUGAGGAAUACUCAAUAGAUUUAAUCCCAAUGUCGAUGGGAGAGUUUCACGUGGUUGUUGGGAUGGAUUGGCUAUCCCGACACCACGCGAAAGUCGUGUGUUUCCGUAAAGAGAUAAAACUAACAUCUCCGAGCGGAAAACACGUUACAAUCUAUGGCGAGAAAGGAGGCAAUCCUGUGUUUUGCUCGAUGUCGAAAGCUCACAAGCUCAUAAGGCACGAAUGUAGAGCGUUUAUGAUAUACGUGAAUGAAUCGGGGAAAGAACUACCAACGAUUGGAGAUGCACCGGUGGUACAUGAUUUCAAAGAUGUGUUUCCGGAAGACUUACCGAGAAUACCGCUUAAACGGGAAGUAGAUUACGACGGAUUGACUUUGAGGCUACAACUAGCAAAAACAAAGCUAUGGAAGGUAUGGCAUACUUACAGAGAUUUGUUGGAAGAUUUAGAACAAGAGAAGAACGCUUGGGAGCUUUAG